CCGUGCUACUUUCCCAGCUCCUGUGCCAGGUAAGUUACGGGCUCAACAUAGCCCGUGCUACUUGGAACUUAUUCCGAGUAGCUGAAUCUAUAACAACGUGGAAAAUUCUAUACUACAUGAACGGGCACUACAACUAUUCCUAAUCUGGACAUCUGGAGAUACCAAUUUAUCCAGAUAAUUGAGGUUGCAUUAAAUUGACCUCCAGGAUGAACCGUCAGAUGAGAAAGGGUGGCAAAGGAAUGUCUCGUGGUGGAAAAGGCAGCCGAGGAAAUCGGCAGCAGCAAGUAGGGCGACGGGAAAGAUUUGAGGGAAGUUCAGAUACAGCAACAGCAAAUUUUAAUCAAGUACUAGAAGAUGAUGCUCUGCAGAAGCUUGAAAUAAAAGAUAAAAGUGAAGAAUAUGAAGCAGGAGAAGAAGUCAACAAGACCACCCAUUUAGAGGAGGAAGAGGAUGAUGAUCAGGACAGCAGUGAUGGUGAGACGAGCUUCGAAUUGAGCGAUAUAAGCUACUCCGUAGCCAUGUGGGAUCUGCAGCACUGUGACCCAAAGAAGUGCUCAGGAAGAAAACUGGCUCGGCAUGGCAUGGUUAAACUUCUCAAACUUGGCCAGAGAUUUGGUGGCUUGGUUCUUACUCCAGUUGGGAAGAAGUGUAUCUCGCCAGAGGAUGAAAGCAUUCUCCUUCAUCAUGGAAUUGCUGUAGUGGAUUGCUCAUGGGCAAAGCUGUCAGAGACUCCCUUCAACAGAAUGAAAGCAGCUCAUCCAAGGCUCUUGCCGUAUCUCGUUGCUUGUAAUCCUAUUAACUAUGGUCGACCAUGCAAGUUAUCAUGCGUAGAGGCCAUUGCAUCCACUAUGUAUAUUUGUGGCCAAAAAGAAGCUGCUACAUUAUACCUGAGCAAGUUUAAAUGGGGUAAAACAUUUAUUAAAAUAAAUGAAGAGCUUUUAGAGAAAUAUAGCGCAUGUAGUACCAGUGCUGAAGUUGUCGAGGCACAAAAUGUUUACCUUCAGGAACUUGAUGAAGAAUCUCGGAGAAUAAAAGAUGAUAUGGAUUUACCACCAUCAGAAUCGGAAGAAGAAGAAGAGGAGGAGGAGGUGGGUGAGGAAGGUAAAGAUAACAGUUAAGGUCAACAUCAUAGAAGGAAAGAAAAGAUGAAAACAAUUAGUAUCUUAAUCCCAGUUGUAGAUUAAGUGACAUGUUGCCAUGUUCUGUACUUUAUAACAACAACCUAAAAUAUUUUGAAAAUUAAUGUGCUAUUGAAAAUUUUAAAGUUAAUUCUUGUUGCAAUUAUAUUCUUGUAGAGCAUCACUCCAGUAUUUCUAUGUGAAUAUAGUUGAAACCUGAAUUGUGUUGAUUGUUAAAUGCCUUAGUAAAGAAUUUUAUUGUAAAAUGUGAUUUUUAAAUAAAUGCAGUAAUUAAAGCUAUUAUCAUUUAGAGAUGUUGAACAUGCCAGAGCUAAAAUUCAUUGUUUUAUCCACCACAAAGUUUUUUUACUUGUCAUUUUGAAGUGGCAAGUUUUUUUUAGGGGGGGUCAUUUACUGUAUGUACUUACCUAGUUGUGGUUGCAGAGGUUGAGCUUUGACUCUUUGGUCUCGCCUAAGAGACCAAAGAUAUGUAUGUAUGUAUGUACAUGUCAUAUUUAAUGUAUAAUUCAUGUUAAUGAUACAGUAUGUUUAGCAGAGAAUGAAAGACAUUUGUGUAGGCUUGUUAACAUUUUAAUUGAGAUGUGUGAGAGAAGGCCGUUAAUUAAAAGUGAAUGUCGACAAAAUUUAGUUUAUUGUGGAAAUUCUUUAUGCGAAUAAGAGUGUCACCGUUGAAGUACUAGAAAUGGUCAGUUGGUUUAAAUACUUGGAGUGUGUGAUUCAUUAAGGGAAUUAUGCAGUCGAAAUUAGGAGUGGAGGAAAGUGGCUGGUUCAAUGAAAUUCCAGUGUUGGAAAAAACAAGGUGGCACAGAUACAGUCAGAGAGCUGCAUGAAGAAGUGCUAGUGCCAGGUUGCAAGGUUACAGUGUGUUAUGGCAGUGCAAAUCAAAAAUUAGAACAGUAGAAAUGGACAAGCAGAUCGCUUGAUUAAAUGAUAAAGGAAGUUUUGUAAAAAUUUUAAAAAUAUUUGGUCAUCAGAACAAUUUCUGUAUUAUGGGGUUGUUAGUGCUGCUGACUACUACAUAGCACUAAUUCUCCAUUUGCUUGUUUUUACUUGAGCUUGUGUAAAAAUAAUAAAUAAUGGACAUGUCUUUAAUUUUAUUUAUGAUGGGCAUAAAUUCUAACAUGCAUUUAAUA
Procambarus clarkii (red swamp crayfish) is the source of this 2272-nucleotide messenger RNA. Its product is annotated as 18S rRNA aminocarboxypropyltransferase. Gene Ontology annotation, molecular function: rRNA small subunit aminocarboxypropyltransferase activity. Lineage: Eukaryota; Metazoa; Arthropoda; Malacostraca; Decapoda; Cambaridae. The record is from RefSeq and is a predicted model, not a curated record. Gene Ontology annotation, biological process: maturation of SSU-rRNA.